This is a messenger RNA of Thalassophryne amazonica, 1427 nucleotides long. Its product is annotated as voltage-dependent N-type calcium channel subunit alpha-1B-like. NCBI's taxonomy places the organism in Eukaryota, Metazoa, Chordata, Actinopteri, Batrachoidiformes, Batrachoididae. The record is from RefSeq and is a predicted model, not a curated record. Bases 1 to 750 code for a protein of 249 amino acids. The transcript is spliced from 3 exons.
AUGAAAGGCCAGAGCGGACAGGUCCAGUGCAGGGAUUUAUGGUGCUUCCAGAGGCGAGCGCGGGAUCGGGACCGUGGCCGACCGCAUGAGAGAAGACACCACUCCUCGGCGGGAGAGAAGCAGCGGUAUUACUCCUGUGAGCCUUAUGGCAACAGGGAGCAUUGUCACACCAAGUCAGCCGGUCCCCAGCCGAUCUACAUCCCAGGAGAAAGCCAAGAUGCUGGUCUCCUCAAACAGCCUGGUAGCACUGUGGUUAAAUCUGGCUCUUUGUCACUAACCUCUGGUACCAGCACUCCAGGCCGUGGUCGUAGGCAGCUCCCCCAGACCCCCCUCACCCCUCGUCCUGCUGUGGCCUAUAAAACUCGCUUCAGCCGUGGCCUUUCAGAGCAUGAGCGCUUACUCACGGCCUACGACAAGUCUCCGAUACCUGUCACCCACAUGACUUCAGACCCUAGUUUGAACCCACUGCAACAGGACAUUUCUCAACAAUGCCUCCUUGAUGAUACAGAAGACUUCCAAGACACUGUCAGCACCCAUGGAGGGGCCCACACUGCCAGAAACAUUGCCUCUACUACAGAUUCGGCUCCACAUGGAACUGCUGCCAUGCCCGCCACAGCAGGUGGUACACAGGGUCGGACAGGGGCGGUGCCUAACGGGUACCACUUUACCCUGGGGGUCAACUCUGCCUCUGGGUCAGGGAGUAGGGGAACAGGUAGUCUCAGGGAGAGGGAGGAAAAGGACUGGUGCUAACAUGGCUAAAGACUUUGGACCAGUUUUCAUGUUCACUGUGGAGUGGGCAGUUCAUCAGCACCUACUAUGGGUCCUGUGUGCAGGUAAAUAUAGAGUAAUCUUUGAGGAAAAAGGCAGUAGAAAGUGCUGUAAAGGGGGUACAGAAUCAUUCCAACUUUGUAAUGGAACUCUUCUCCUUUUUAUAAGAUGAACAUUACUGUUGACUUUUUCUAGCCCCAUUUGUUGCACUGAAAUUAUAGCACACAUGAAGACCCUCAAGUAUUUUGCCUUGAACAAUGUUUGAACAGAAGACAAAAAGCCAAAUCUCCUCAUUUUUUUUUGGGGGGGGGGGGGGGGGGGGGGGAUGAUGACUUUGAGCUAUUUUUGAGAUCCAUCUCACUGCUUCCUGGUAUUGUUAAUGAUUUAAUUAGAAUUUUACAGCUAAAAGAGAUCUUCAACUUGACUGGAUCCACUAAGUGAUGGUUUGAUGAAAUACUUGAUGUCUUGGGUAAACCCCUAAUUCAAAUUCUUUCGAAAUAACGUCAUAAUGAAGUAAUACUCUUGUUUCAACAGCAUUCCGUCCUAUGUAUACAUUCAUUUAAUGAGAGAGAAGGGUAAAGGUUAUAGUUAUCACUCUUGUUUCUGUUUUGUACAAGAUGUGGAAAAAUUGCUGGAUUUUGGUAGACUUGGUCAGAAAA